GUAGAGCUGCCGCCGUCGCCGCUGCCGCUGCCGCCACAGCCGCCGCUGCAGCCGGAGCAUCCGGGAGCCGCCACUGCCGCCGCCGCUGCCGCUGCUACCGCCACUAGCGCUGCUUCCACUGCUUCUACCUCCCCUCCCAGGACCCCGAGACACCCCGGGCGCGAGCGGCAGUGCUGCUUGCUUGCUCCUCCUCUCCCCCAGCCCUUCCCCUCCGUGACCUACCCACUCCUUGCAGCCCUCGCCCGCACCUUCUCCAACACCCCGGCAUCCCUGCACCACCUGCUCGGGCAGCCCCGGCGGGCUCUGGGACUUGCUGUGCGCGCCGAGAGGAAGGCAAGCUCCAAACCCCUGCCUGGAAGACGGGCUGUCGCGGCUGCACCACCAGCAGGAGGAGGAGGAGAAGAAACUAUUUCGCGAUACCCCAUUCUGCGGGUGCUUUGCCGCUGCCGCUUCUGCUGCCGCCGAUCCGAGUCCGCGGGUUCGAACACCGCAGCGGUGGGGACGGUGGGUCCGGCGGGCGCCGGGAGGAGGACACCAGCGGAGCCCUGCACUCUCGUGCCCCGCUCACCAGCAUCUACUUGCCCCCUCGUUCCUUCCCCAGCCCUUUAGAGAAGGGACCAUGAUUUGGAAACGCAGCGCCGUUCUCCGCUUCUACAGUGUCUGCGGGCUCCUGCUACAAGGUA
This is a messenger RNA of Homo sapiens (human), 683 nucleotides long. RefSeq names its product cell adhesion molecule 2 (gene CADM2). Lineage: Eukaryota; Metazoa; Chordata; Mammalia; Primates; Hominidae. Gene Ontology annotation, cellular component: axon; plasma membrane; synapse. The record is from RefSeq and is marked reviewed.